CUCCCAAUGAUCGAAAGAUCUUGCUAUCGGCCAUGCCUCAAUCGCGCUCGGAAUGUUUGUCCCCGUUGACUACCCAGUCCCAACGCGAUCGAUUGGUCCGUCGACCACUCCUCCCCCAUCAAACCCACAGUAGUCCCACCAAUGAUGACGCCGCCCCACAUACCCUAUCCUACGAUGAGUCAGUGUUCAUUGAGGCUCGUCGGACAGCAAGCCGUGGCACGGGUGUUUCGCCCGACCAAGCACGAACGUCACCUCGUCAGUUCGCCACCAGCUCUCCCCGCGACCUCGAGGGACUCCCAGAUCGGAUGACUAAUCACACGCCUGAUGUGUCCAACAUCAGUCUGAAACCUGUUUCCGGUCGGCGGAGCAAAUUGACACAAAAGAAAGUCAAGGACCUGAGCGAGUCCCAGACCAGUGAUGAGGAGGAUGCCCAGCCUCCCGGGUUGACCCAUAAGUCCCAGCGUGAUACCAAGGGAGCCCAACCAAGUUCAAAGAAGCCCAAAGCCGUCCAUUCACCGUCGUUGAACCAAUGUCGAGCGGUACCGAUACUAAUCUUAAUCAUGGGGAUUAUGGCGGCCUUUAUUGCAAAGGAUCACUUCGCCCCGAUUAACCCGUCCAAUCCUAUGCAGUUAUUGAGCCAAGGUCUCCAGGCUUUGGGCCGUGAAUUUCCCAAUGAGAAAGAGCUUUUGCGUCUUUUUGAGGCAAGUGUGACUGACACGCUUAGAUUCGAGUUUCAACCCGCUACGAUCCUGGUUACCUCGGAUGCGGCCCACGCUGAUUCGCUGGAUUGCUUUCUAAGACAGUUGAUGACCUUAGCUGCUCGAGUCAUGGAGUCUUCACCCGAUGUGGAAGGGUUGAGAGCUGAUUCCUUCGAGAAUCGGGCUGCGAUGCAAGAAAAGCUGCGACGAUCAUUGGCUGAAAACCAAGCCGUUUACUUGAAAGACAUUCACAAAGUCUCCGGCCAAACAGCUUUGGCUUUGCACGCCAUCUGUGAUAAUGAACAUGCGCCUGUAAAGCGGGCCAUUCUGAUUCUAUCGGCAACUGGUCCGGGUUUGCUUGAUUCUGAAGUGGACGUGGACAAUUUACUGAAGGAGAGUUGGGAACCGGAAUUGGGCAUAGACAAAUAUUCGCCCAUUUUCUCCCGAAUAUCCGGCUUCAUCGGCUAUUUUCGGCCCAAUUUGACGAACUCUUCUCAGUAUUGCAAAUAACAAAAUAAUAAUCGGUCGAACACAACCAAAUACAAACUCAAGUGGCUUAAAACCAAGUCAAUUCUUUUUAGGUCAGGUUGCCCAUGACCAUGCCGAAUGAAAAUAAACGGGAAGUGCCUGA
Messenger RNA from Tigriopus californicus, 1329 nucleotides. RefSeq lists its product as uncharacterized. Gene Ontology annotation, biological process: membrane organization. Gene Ontology annotation, molecular function: ATPase activator activity. The coding region runs from base 33 to 1208 and encodes 391 amino acids. The transcript is spliced from 2 exons. The record is from RefSeq and is a predicted model, not a curated record. Gene Ontology annotation, cellular component: membrane. Lineage: Eukaryota; Metazoa; Arthropoda; Copepoda; Harpacticoida; Harpacticidae.